AUGAAGCCUUCUGUUACAGAAUAUUAUGAGGGGAAAACUAUUUUCAUUACUGGAGCAAGUGGUUUUCUUGGAAAGGCCUUAGUCGAAAAAUUACUAAGAUCUUGUCCUGGGAUCAAAACCCUGUACCUUUUGAUGCGGCAGAAGAAAGGUGUAUCGAGUACAGACAGACUUAAAGAGCUAUGCAAUAAUAGAAUAUUCGACAAUCUAAGAGAGAAACAACCUGGAGUUUUCAACAAAGUGAAGCUUGUGGCUGGUGAUAUUUUGGAGGAGGAACUGGGUAUAUCGAAUGACGAUCGUCGCGAAUUACAAGCGCAUUGUAAUAUUGUUUUCCACAGCGCUGCCUGUGUCAGAUUCGAUCAGCCCCUAAAAAGUGCUGUACAAAUGAACACUAUCGGAACCCUGAGAGUUUUGGAAUUAGCUGAAACGAUGGAGAAUAUACAGGCAUUUUUGCACCUCUCAACGGCGUACUGCCGGUGUGACCUAGAAAUCUUAGAGGAAAAGCUAUACCCAGCGGUCCAUCCUCCUAGGAAAAUUAUAGACCUAGUGGAAUGGUUGGAUGAUAAGACCCUCGAAUACUUAGAGCCAAAGCUAAUUUCUUCAGAACCAAACACUUACUCCUAUACAAAGGCUAUUACUGAAGAUUUGGUGGCUGAAUUUAGCUCAAAAAUACCGAUCGCAAUAGGACGACCAUCAAUUGUGACCUCCGCCUGGAAAGAGCCUAUGCCAGGGUGGGUCGACAAUUUGAAUGGACCAACAGGUCUUCUCAUUGGUAGUGGAAAAGGUGUUAUCCGUACAAUGCACUGUGAACCUUCUUAUACAGCCGACGCGAUUCCAGUCGAUGUCGUCGCCAACGGUUGCAUACUGAUAGCAUAUGCCACAGCUAUGGAUGAACCUAAAGAGAUGCGCAUAUUCAAUAUUACAUUGUCAGGAGUUCAAAGGCUAACUUGGGGAGAAAUAAUUGAACUGGGUAGAAAAUGGGUAAUUGAUUACCCCUAUACUAUAGCUUUGUGGUAUCCUGGAGGCACUAUUAAGUCUUCCAAAUUAUACCAUGAACUUAUGGUUAUCCUAUUACAUACUAUUCCAGCAUAUUUGGUAGACAUGCUGCUAUUUCUCUUGGGAAGAAAAACAUUUAUGGUUAGAGUCCAAAAACGUAUCAGCCAUGGCUUGAGCGUUCUCCAGUACUACACAACCAAAGAAUGGCAUUUUAGAAAUACUAACUUCCUAUCAUUACAAAAAAGAAUAAGCGAGGAGGAAAACGAAACUUUCUACACCGAUGUGUCAAAAGUUGUUCCUGAUAUGUACUUAAGAGACUAUGUCAUAGGAACAAGGCACUAUGUUUUAAAAGAAGAUCCUUCAACUUUACCCAGAGCAAGGAAACUAAUAAAAAUACGCUACAUAGUCGAUGUUGUUAUGAAAAUUUUGUUCUGUACGCUCUGCCUGUGGUUUUUAUAUUCGUAUACUGUGGAUAUGUUUCAAGAUGGAACGAUCUACAAAAUUUUAUUU
Molecule: messenger RNA, 1503 nt
Organism: Brenthis ino (lesser marbled fritillary)
Lineage: Eukaryota; Metazoa; Arthropoda; Insecta; Lepidoptera; Nymphalidae
Source: the annotation of a GenBank genome assembly